This is a messenger RNA of Zalophus californianus (California sea lion), 3715 nucleotides long. RefSeq names its product homeobox A6 (gene HOXA6). Gene Ontology annotation, biological process: anterior/posterior pattern specification; regulation of transcription by RNA polymerase II. The record is from RefSeq and is a predicted model, not a curated record. Gene Ontology annotation, cellular component: nucleus. Gene Ontology annotation, molecular function: RNA polymerase II cis-regulatory region sequence-specific DNA binding; DNA-binding transcription factor activity, RNA polymerase II-specific. The transcript has 2 exons. Bases 2978 to 3679 code for a protein of 233 amino acids. NCBI's taxonomy places the organism in Eukaryota, Metazoa, Chordata, Mammalia, Carnivora, Otariidae.
GCACGCUGGUGCGGGGAAGGCGCCCGCUUCGGGAUUUCGAAAUCGGAGAGACCACUCCUGGUCCCGAGGCCUGCAGGCCUGGCUGGUCUUGAGGAUGAUUGACUAUGGCAAGAAAGGCGGGCUUUGGCGCCAGGCGAGGGCCUGUGACAGGCAGAGGCCGCACCUGUAUGCUAUGGGCUCUGGCCUGGGCUACAGAUCGAGGCGGCCCGGGGGGGCCCUCAAGGUCCCCCUCCCCCCCACGGCAGGCCGCCCUCCAGGCUGGCGGACGUCGAGUGGGCAGCCCAGGUAAAGGGCCGACUGUGGGGCCCUGCACGCCAUCCAGUCCCCUUUGAAGAGCGGCUGAAAGGUAAGUGGACUUUCUCUGUGGCUUUGACCUAGAAGAGAGAGUCCUGGUAGCCAUUCUCACUAUCCCAGGAGAGGCUCCCUCCGGCGUCUGGGGCUCCUAUUCUUGCCUGAGUGUGUGUGUGUGUGUGUGUGUGUGUGUGUGUGUGUCUCGCUCUGUUUCUCUCUCUCUCUCUCCAUAUAUAUAUAGGCACCUAAUGCUGGUUGGAGAAAUAAAUUGGGCCAUUGCCAGCAUAAGAUGUACCAGACUUGGCUAACACGUAGAGAUUUCAAUUUAUGUUUUUCUAUCUCAGCGCCUGUAGAAGCUAGAAAUACAAUGUUUUUUGGCUCUUAGCUGAGAAAUCAAAUUCUGUCAUUGUCUGGGGGUAAUUAUUAGAUCAAGAAUCCAAGUCAAAACAUAACAAAUAAUAACAAUAGUAGUAUAUAGAGUAGACUGCCAUCAGUCCCAAUACUGUGUGAGACCUGGAGGUAUGACACAGAAAUUAUAAAGGUAAACAUUUAUCAACAUCUCCCAACAGUUAUUUUUGUCUUACACAAUAAUAAUUUGUUUGAAAUCACUGUCUACUGAUGGUCUUGUUUAAGAAACAAUAACUCAAACAUGAUUUUCUUUGGACAUAGCUUUUAAAAAAUAGUUCCCUUUAAAAUUUUUAACUUGAGUUUUCAUUUUCAGCUAUUGUGUCCAUUCUCUGAGGAAAUUCGAGGGAAAUGUUACAUUCUAUCCUCUCCUGCCCGGCCCUUCCUUAUAUAUGCAAAGGAGAAACUUUCCCAGCUUGGAUUGGUUGGGGCACAGGCAGAAAGCUUCUGGGUGCAGCCCCCAUUGCGUGGGGAGAAGCCACUUUCAAGCGAGCUCGCUAGGUUCUGUGGAGGCCACCCGUAGCCCCGUCCUUUCCCAGUUUUCCCCCUUUGAGGGAAGUGAGGGCAGGGGGGAGAAAAUCGAAAAGCAAGGAAGAGGUUAAGGAAGUCGUUGGCAGAUUCCUAGGAGAGCAUAGCCAGCCCCCCCCCCAAGUCCUGAACCCCAUGAGCCUGCAUUCACCAGAGUUUUACAGAUCUUACAAACAUCCUCUGGAAAUUCAACCAAAUUGUAUAAAUAGUCUUUCUUCAGCCUCUGCAGAACUGAGGAUUUUAAAGCUAAUUCAAGGGUUUUACAAGCCCAACAAAUACAGUUGUAAAAAUGCCAUUGGAAAGAUAUCACAUUUUACAAAAUGAGAUUGAUCCAUGUGCUGUAAAAGUCAGCUAUCUUGAAGGCACACCUAUCAAGCAAGGGAAAGCAACCCAGGACAUGCUUUUCACGUCCUGUCUGGGCAAGGCCAGGCCUGGGACCAAGGUAAAAAGCAAUGCAGACGGUUCCUGGAGCCAGUGAAGCAGCUAUUCCCAGUUUUAGAGCAGCUGCAGGUGGCAGGCCCCCAAAGUCCCAGGAAAGGCAUGGAAGAGGGGUACACCCCAGGAAAGUGCCGGCUGGGGUGCCCCGCAAACCAAGCACACCAAUGAUCUCACAGCCUUGGGACAUCCCAGCUGCCCUCUCUCCCUGGCUUGGCAGGGACCUUGGGUCGCUGGGCCUCCGGAAUGAGGACAGAGAUUCCACAUCUGGAUCUGUCUCAGCUCUGAGCAGUCCAGGUGUCGGUGUCGGUAGGGCGAGUCCCAAGUGCUGGGUGAGGGGAGCAGGUCCCACGGCCGGCUUCGGAGCUCGGUCUCAAGGCCAUUCCUCUGUAGGUCCCUUUCUUGUUGAAGCCAGUGGUUUCUGGUCUCUCAGUUCCUGGGUUCAAAGGUGGGACGGGGACGCACAGCUUGUGGGGUGCUUUGAGGCCUCACAGUCGCUGGCCAUUGGAGGGGGGAGCCCGUAGGGACUCAAAGGAGACGUGUUGUAUGUGGGAUGAUGGGGCCCGCGGGGGAAGACGUUUGGCCGCAUCCUGGUCAGCUCGAGGUGAGCCUUCCGCGGCAGCGAGGCCCAGGCCCUGGCUGGAGGUGGGGAAGGAGAGCAGGAAGGGAUGCCCCGAUUCCUAAGGUGCAGGAGUGAGGAGCAGGGCGCGAAGGCCUGGGUUCUCAGACCCCCUUCUCCAGCUCUGGAACCCGCACCCACCGGUAGGGGAGUGCAGAGGGUGGGGCAAACUCAGGGCCCUGCCGGGAGGGCAGGCCGAUGGGUAGCAAAGCCUUCGUUGUCACCGCCCCUCCGGGCGCGGGGCUGUCAGUUUUCCUGUUUGGAAAGAAACCCCAGCAAAAUCCGACCAGGCAGAAAGGGGAGGAGGAAGGAGCGGGCCUGGCGGGCCCUUUGCGGCGGCCGGACUCUAGUGCCCCUACCCCGGCCUGAUUCGCACGCCUCUACCCGGGCCGUGCCCGCCGCUGGCGUUCGGGAAGAGAGCCGGGCCGGCUGGCUGUGCGCGCCCAUUAAUCUGCCGGGCGGGCGGCGGGCGGGCGGGCUGGGGGCUGUUUGUAACUUUGCUGCCUCGGUCGCCGCGGUCCCCGGGGAGCGGGCUCCGGCGCUCGCUCCCAUUGGCCGCCGCCGCGUCAGCUGGUGCGAUUUGCGGCUGUCGCUUUUGGCGUUCGGCCAUCCAGAAACAAACCAGUUCGAUGACUACUAAUAGUUAUAGCCAGAUGUACUAAUACACAACAAAUCACAGUCCUGCAGAGGGGCGCGCAAAUGAGUUCCUAUUUUGUGAAUCCCACUUUCCCCGGGAGCCUGCCCAGCGGCCAGGACUCCUUCUUGGGCCAGCUGCCCCUCUACCCGGCCGGCUAUGACGCGCUGAGGCCCUUCCCGGCCUCGUACGGGGCGUCGAGCCUCCCGGACAAGACGUACACCUCACCUUGUUUCUACCAACAGUCCAACUCGGUCCUGGCCUGCAACCGGGCGUCCUACGAGUACGGGGCCUCGUGUUUCUAUUCUGAUAAGGACCUCAGUGGCGCCUCGCCCUCGGGCAGUGGCAAGCAGAGGGGCCCCGGGGACUACCUGCACUUUUCUCCCGAGCAGCAGUACAAACCCGACAGCAGCAGCGUGCCGGGCAAAGCCCUCCAUGACGAAGGCACCGACCGGAAGUACACGAGCCCUGUUUACCCCUGGAUGCAGCGGAUGAACUCCUGCGCGGGUGCUGUGUAUGGGAGUCACGGGCGCCGAGGCCGCCAGACCUACACGCGCUACCAGACGCUGGAGCUGGAGAAGGAGUUCCACUUCAACCGCUACCUGACGCGGCGCCGCCGCAUCGAGAUCGCCAACGCGCUCUGCCUCACCGAGCGCCAGAUCAAGAUCUGGUUCCAGAACCGCCGCAUGAAGUGGAAAAAGGAAAAUAAACUCAUCAAUUCCACACAGCCCAGCGGGGAGGAGGCUGAGGCAAAGGCGGGCGAGUAGACGCCUGGGCAGGGACCAGGCCAGCGCUGCAACCUC